Corylus avellana is the source of this 1805-nucleotide messenger RNA. NCBI's taxonomy places the organism in Eukaryota, Viridiplantae, Streptophyta, Magnoliopsida, Fagales, Betulaceae. The record is from RefSeq and is a predicted model, not a curated record.
CAACGUGGCAUGACGUCAUUGGACUACUUCCUGAUGAGCUGACGAAGUCCCGAACACGGGAUGCCCACGUUCCAACCGCCAAUAACAGCCCGGAUUUCUUCUUCUAAUCCAAUUCGGAUUUCGGACAGCUUCUCUUCUGAGCUUCCGAGAGAAAUCUUCUUGGGGCAUAUAUAGACAUGGGUGACAUGAAAGACAAGGUCAAGGGCUUCAUGAAAAAAGUCAACAAUCCUUUCUCAUCCUCGUCUACCGGUAAAUUCAAGGGCCAAGGUAGAGUCUUAGGGUCGUCCUCUUCCGGACCCGCUAAUCCUAUCCACUCUCGCCCUUCUUCGCAGAUUCCCAAUCCAAAGCCGAAUCCACCUUCUGCCGAUUCAGCGAGAUUGAAUUCGAAGCCUUUGUCUCAAAACACACCUAAUUCCGAUCAGAAUAGGUCGGAUUCAUCGAAGAAUUCAGCCCCUAAUCGCAACCCCGCAAACGGGUUUGAUCCAUUUGGCUCGCUGAUUACCUCUGGGAAGAGAUCACAAAAUGGGUACUCACUAAAUGUGUAUGAAUGCCCCAUUUGUGGCCAGUCUUAUAGGUCUGAAGAAGAGGUGUCUGUACAUGUGGAUAGUUGUGUCAACAACUCGGUUGAAAACAAUGGUGGUUCGGAUUUGGUCGACAAUGGGGCGGAGUCUAAGAGUGAAUUGGAGAGUUGCAUUGGUGCUUUUGUUUCGGGGAAGCCCCCGGCGGGAUCGGUGGAGGUUGUUCUUAAGCUGUUGAGGAAUAUAGUGAGGGAACCAGCGAAUGCUAAGUUUAGGAGGAUUCGGAUGAGUAAUCCGAAGAUAAGGGAGGCCAUUGGUGAGGUUACUGGGGGGGUUGAGUUGUUGGAGUGUGUAGGUUUUGGAUUGAAAGAGGAGGAUGGAGAGAUGUGGGCGGUCAUGGAGGUUCCUAAGGAGGACCAGAUUAGUUUAAUUAAUAGUGCAGUGGCGUUAUUGGAACCACAAAAGGCAGAGGAACCACAAAAGAAAGAAAACUCUCCAUCUGCAACUUCAGCUCAUGUGGAAGAACGGUUGGAGCCAAAAAAGGUUGACAGACAGGUCCGCGUAUUCUUUUCAGUGCCUGAAAGCGUAGCAGCAAAAAUUGUGUUACCAGCUUCUUUCUAUAAUCUUACGCCUGAAGAGCUCAAAAGAGAAGCUGAUAUGAAGAAGAAAAAGAUUGCAGAAUCUCAACUUUUGAUACCAAAGUCAUACAAGGAAAAGCAGGCGAAAGCUGCUAGGAGACGAUACAAAAAAACUAUUAUCCGGGUUCAGUUUCCUGAUGGAGUGGUGCUCCAAGGCAUCUUUUCACCUUGGGAGCCAACUAGCUGUCUCUACGAGUUUGUCAGAUCAGCACUAAAAGAACCCAGCUUGGAGUUUGAGCUAUUACAUCCUGUAGUUGUCAAACGAAGGGUGAUCCCUCAUUUUCCAGCUGCAGGGGAGACUGCUGCAACAUUAGAUGAUGAGGACUUGGUGCCCUCCGCACUUAUUAAGUUCAAACCAAUUGAAACAGAUUCUAUUGUUUUCACAGGCCUAUGCAAUGACCUGCUUGAAAUUAUUGAACCACUUGUAAUUGAGUCAGCAGUUGCUCCAAAAUAAAGCUUCAAUGCACCUGCUAUAUUUCCUCUGUUUCCCUCUCAUGUUGUACUUUUCAGCCAAAGUUGCACUCCCCGGGUGCCUCUUUCUCUUCUUGAAUCUCCUUUGCAUUUGUUAUCUACUGAGGGUUUUGUACCAUAAAAUUUAAUUUGUACAGUAAACUGAAUUGAAGGCCUGUUCAAAUCGUGUUUUGAACUU